Molecule: messenger RNA, 7348 nt
Organism: Parasteatoda tepidariorum (common house spider)
Lineage: Eukaryota; Metazoa; Arthropoda; Arachnida; Araneae; Theridiidae
Product: RNA-binding protein FXR1
Biological process (GO): positive regulation of long-term neuronal synaptic plasticity; mRNA transport; regulation of translation at presynapse, modulating synaptic transmission
Cellular component (GO): cytoplasmic stress granule; nucleus; neuron projection
Molecular function (GO): mRNA 3'-UTR binding; translation regulator activity
Source: RefSeq, a predicted model, not a curated record
UUUUUAACUUUAACCGUAUGUUACUCAAAAAGUUCAGUCCUGAUUUUUGAUACCUCAAAGAAGCAAACAAGCAUUGGAAUAGACAAAAUGGAGGAUCUGGCUAUUGAAGUUUGUGGUGAGAAUGGUGCUUAUUAUAAGGCUUUCAUGGUUGAUCUUCAUGAAGAUGGUGUCUCUGUAGCAUUUGAAAAUGAUUGGCAACCUCAAACAAAGUUUCCAUUCAGACGUGUGAGACUCCCUCCUUCUGUAAAAGAUGAUGAAAAGAAGGAAUAUGCUGAAGGGCAAGAAGUUGAGGUACUGUCUCGCUCAAAUGAGCAGGCUUGUGGCUGGUGGAAAGCUAUUGUUAAAAUGAGUAAAGGGGGCUUUCAUGUUGUUGAAUAUGUUGGUUGGGAAACAAGUUGUACAGAAAUCGUUCCUAGUGACCGGCUUAGGACAAAAAAUACCAAUCCACCAAUUACUAAAAGCACUUUUAAGAUUUUUGAACUUGAGGUUCCUGAAGAUCUUAGAGAAUAUUCAAAAAUGGAAUCUGCUCACAAGGAAUUUAAAAAGGCUAUUGGUGCUGCUAUAUGUCGCUGGGACUCUACAAAAAAUUGCUUACAGAUAAUUGCUAAAUCGGAAACUGCUAAAACAAGAGCCAAUAUGCUAAGUGAAAUGCAUUUUCGUAAUUUACGACAAAAAGUGUUACUAUUAAGUCGAACAGAAGAAGCAGCACGGCAGUUGGAGAGUACAAAGCUUAAUUCUACUUCUGGGCAUGUUCAAGAAUUUCAAGUACGUGAAGAUUUAAUGGGUCUCGCCAUUGGAGCGCACGGAUCAAAUAUUCAACAUGCUAGAAAAUUGGAAGGUAUAACUGGAAUUGAUUUAGAAGAAUCUACUUGUACAUUCAAAAUUUAUGGAGAUACGGAAGAAGCUGUAUGUAAAGCUAGAAGUAUAUUAGAGUACUCUGAAGAGUUAGUUGAAGUGCCUAGAGGUCUUGUUGGUAAAGUCAUUGGGAAAAAUGGUAGAAUCAUACAAGAAAUGGUGGAUAAAUCUGGUGUUGUUCGUGUAAAAAUAGAAGGAGACAAUGAUAAUCAAACUCCUAGAGAAGAAGUUCCCUUUGUUUUUGUUGGAACUGUUGAAGCUAUCAGCAAUGCUAAAGUUCUUUUGGAAUAUCAUUUAGCCCAUUUAAAAGAAGUGGAAAAAUUGCGUCAGGAUAAACUGGAAAUUGAUCAACAAUUAAGAAGUCAAGUUGGUUCUGUUCCUAAUUACCCAAUUCCUAGGAGAGGUGCUUAUGACCGAUCUUAUGUUGAUAGAGAUGGUGGUCCAAAUAAAAAUAACCUUCCACGAGGUAGGGGUCGUGGAGGGGGUCCUAAUCGUCGAUGGAGUGGUGCAGAUAACAGAUAUCCCAAUAAUCAAGGUCAUCGACAAUUCCAAGAACGCAUUGAUCGAAAUUCAGAUUUGCCUCCUCGUCAGAGAAUUCGAAAUGACAGACGACGCGUGACUGAUGAAGACGAAUCUGUUCUUGAUAGCCAUGAAGUUUCAAGCAUUGCUAGUUUGGAUCAAGAAAGCAUAUCAUCUCUUGAAAGUUCGCGCAAUCGUAGAAGAAGGAAGAAGAAAAAGCAGCGUUAUGUAGGGGACAACAACAAUGGCACUGAGGACUACAGAGCCUCAGGCUUUUCAGAAUUAUCUACACAAGCUUCAUCAGAUAGGUCACAAAAUAAUUCUCUUCAAAGUGCUACUGAACCAUGUGUGAAUGGUGAUGAUAAAAAAGUGCUAAAAAAUGGCGGAUCACAUCCAUUACCAAAGCAGCCAAGAGAUAAGCAAUCAAAUAGGUUAAGCAAUGGAACCAAUAAAACUGAAUCUAUUUCAAAAGAAACUUCAUCUGUUUCCAAUGGUACAACUUAAAAUACUUCAUAAUUUAGUGUUAAUACUUUUGUUUGAAGUAAAACUUAAAAAGUUAAUAUUUUUCAGGAAUUGAGACUUUGAUUAAAGUUUAUUACUAGUACCAAAGUUUAUAUUUAUUUAUUAUAGAAGUUUGUUGAAUGUGCCGAAAAAAUAAACAUGUAGUGCCCUUAAGAUUUGUUUUCUUUUGAUUAAUUAAGUUUUGAUUUUUUUUUUAAUUUUCUGCAUUGAAGUGGAUAUUGUUGCCAUAUAUUUAUAUUUUUAUUUGGUAGUUUCCAAUAUGAAUUCAAAUACUCAUUUUUACUGUCAGUAAUUUUUUUUCAAGUUUAUAUAUGCAUUGAGUACUGUUACGUAUUCAAUUAUGAUUAUGUUGUUUGAAUUUUGGAAAAAUAAAAUUGUUUUCCCCAUAUGCUUUUUUGAAUAGAGAUUAGUUGAUUUCCUUUUUUUUUCUAUGUAUUGAUUGGUAAGUGUUUCUAUUUUAUGUUUUAUAGGGAGUGUGAUAUUUUUUUUUAUAACUACUUAGAAUGUGCCUUGUAAUGUAAAUAACAAAUGUAAUUUUCAUUCUUAAAUUUUUCCCAUUUUAAACUAUUAAACUUAACCAUAGACUGUAUUUAAAGAUUUAUGUGUUGAAUUGCAAUAACCUUCAUUAGCUAUUGGGAGAUUAUGCUUUGGAAUUGUCUUGACGUAUUCAUCCAUCAUUUUUAAUUUCUUUCAUUAAAAAAUAGCUACAAUAAUAUAAUUAUAUAAAUACAUUCAAUUGAGGCUUUUAAGUUUACAGCAUGCAUUGCUCCUGGUUGCCUUAAAUAUUUUCAGAAAUUUUUUACCUUUUAGCAUUUUGAAUUUUCUUUCAUUGUUCUUUUGAAAAAUAAUUUUAAACUAUACAAUUUUUCUUCAUUAAAUAAAUAAUUUUAAUCAUAUUGUAUAUUCAUCUCACUGGAAGAAAAGCUAGAGAUUAAACUUCCUUUUCUUUAAGAAAGUAGUUUUCUAACUAAAAAGUGUUUUACACACAUCUAUUAAGAGUUUUUGAGUUUAGUAAAAGUCAAACUAUAUAUCAUUUUAAUCUGGAAGAAAUUCAUUUAUAAACUCUAAUUAAUUGAAAGUAUCAUAAAGCUUUGAUUCUGUUGAAAAUGUGCUAAGUUAUAAAAAAUUAGUGUCAACUUUGUUUAAUUCAUAUUGUAUAUUUACUAGAAUGAAUUUUUUUGUUUUGACUUAUUAUAAUAUGUUAUGUGAUUACUUUAUGGUGUUAUUGUUUGUUAAAAAUGUCUUAUCAGAAAGUCUUUUUCUUGAAAAUAUUCAGUUUUCUUACAUUUCAGUAAAAAUAUCUCAAAAAAUUUAUUUCCAUUGAAAGCUUUUGUUGCUGUAAUUAGUAAAAUUUCGAUAAAAUUGUCUUAUGUAAUUUUUGUUUUGAGUAAUGAUCUUCUACAGAUUGAAAAUGUAUGUUCUUUUAAUUCUGUAUGUAUCAUGUGUACAAAUUUCCCCAUGGAGCAGUAUUUCUUCUUUGUAUAUCAUGAGGGAAAUAUAACGUAUAAAUUAAGAAAACAAAUAGUUAAUUUCCUUUCCAACUGAGUUCAGAAUUGUCACUUAAGAGUUUAAUUGUUUUGAAAGAUAAUCUAAACAACUUGUUAUGUAUUUAGCUAAAGUAUUCAAAAUAUUGAUAUUUUUUAAAAGCUCUUAAAUUUUUCUUAAAACAUUUGAUUAAAGUUUCAGUUGAAUAUGUAACUAUAGAUUUGAUUUGUCUUAUUUUUAUCCUACUGUAUUUCUAUUUUGUUUUAUAUUUAUUUUUCUUCUGCUAAAAAUUACUUUAAGUACUAAUAUUUGUUCCAAACAUUUUAUGAGAAUUUGGAAGAUCUGUUUAAAUAUAUAUAAUCAAAAAAAAAUUUAUGUACUUUCUUUUCACAAGUGUGGUAGAGUAGAAGAGUUAUUCAUGGUUUAUUUAUAUUUGUUCUCUUUUAAAAUAUCAAAUUUACUUAGUAAAAAAUGUAUUUGUAUACUGUUAAUUAACAAAAUAACCUCGUGUUUAUCUACUAACAAGUUCUAUGUGUCAAAUGUUUAUUCUGUUUUCUGUAUUAUGUUGUUCAAAAGACAGUUUCAGCUAAUGAAGCUUUUAUUUUAAAAAUAAUUCCUUUUCCUUUGAAGAAUUGUGUAGCAUACUCUUUCCUCUUCUGAGUUUUUGAGAAUGGGGCCUAAUUAUUGCAUCAUACAUUUGUUUGUUUUUUAUUUUAUUUGAACUGUGUAUGUGAAGUAAUUUUUUUUUAUUUAUUUAUUGCUGCAUAUUAUAUGAAGCCUUCCAGAAAAUAUCACUGGACGUCAUUCUAAAUAGUUAACUACUCCUUGUAAUGAAAUAAACUCCCUAGUCAGAGUAUGAUUAAUUAAUUGAUGCAACUUUAUAGUUAAUGUAAAAAUGUGUUUAACUGAUUUUCUUAAACUAAUUAUAAAUAUUCUUAUAUUAAAUAAGAAAAUUUCUUUAAAAAGUGUGUGUCAACUUAUGAGUUAGUUUGUAUUUCCCAUUACAAAAAAAUUGCAUGUCAAGAACAUGUUUAUUUUUGAAGAUAUUAAUGCAGUUUUGAGCUUAGAACUAGUUAACAUAGGACUAAAAAAUUAAAAAUGAAAAAAUUAUUUGCAAUAAUUUAAAUUAUAGCUAUUGUGCCUUUUUUCAUAUUUGAGAGUUGUAAUGAUUUUAUUUAUUUUUUGUAAUCUUUUAAAUUUUUAAGUUCUACUUAUGCAUUCUCUUUUUUUUUCUGAAGGAAACUUGCAUAAUACAAAGUUUCCUAUUCAAUCACGUUUAUUUAAUUUUAAUGUUAAAAUUGUUAGACUAAAUUAAUUAUAAAAAUUGAAGUAGGAAAAGUAUUCCCGGUAUUGUUUUGUGUAUAGAUAUUUAUUACUGGUUUACUUAUUUGUAUUUUUUAUUUUUGUUAAAUCUCUGCAGACAUAAUUGAAAUAUUUGCUUAAAUUAGCUGAUAAUUAUACCUAAUAAUGGUUAAUAUUCUUGACCUUAUAGUUAUUUAAUUUUUAUUGCACAUUAGUAUGAGAAACCACAAAGAUUAAAAUUUUGUAAGCUACCCAAAUGCAAAAAAAAAUUUACUACUAUUUUCAAAUUUCUAAUAUAAAUUAGAAGCAUACAUGAAAGGUAGGGAGUGUAAAUUAUUAAUAAAUUUCAUUUUAGUGCAUUACUAUGGUUUUAUGUUAAGUAAGUUAGACUUGCAUCUAGGCACCUAUUAGAUGCAUUUAAAUUUUAUAAACAAAGUAAAGUUUGUUCCUCUGUGGGUUAAUUCAAAAAAUGUUUUACAGCUGGAUUAAAUUAGGACUUUUUUUUUAAAAAAAUUUAUAAAAUGGGCAGUGUUUUUCUAUUAACUCUUUUAUUAAAAUUUGUAAACAUCACACAACUAGAAUAAUAAAACUUCUAAUGGAUUUUUAGAGUUUAUUAAUUGAAGUCAAUUGUCAUGUUUGAAGGGUUUUUUUUCUCCCUAUAUUUUUAACUAUUAAUACAACUUCAAUAUCCUGAAUUUCUAAAGGAUCAGAAAAAAAUAAAAAUGAGAGGUAUUUGUAAUCAAGGUAAUCAAUAAAAAUUACAUUUUUAAGAAGGUAUUUCUCAUUAAGUCAUUUUGCAGUUUUCAUAAGGUGGGAGCAUAAUGCAGAUCUAAAUUUUAAGUUUUAGCAAAAAUUAAGUUUAAAUUUAAUUCACAGUAAAAAUUUUAGAAUAAAUUUGCAGUUUAGUUUUAGUGACAGAAAUUAACAUAAGUUAUCACAAAAGAAUUCUAUAAAUACCUUUAAAAUAAAAAUUUCCUACAAAAAGGCCACAUUUGGACUUCAAUGGUGUUACUGAACCAAUAUAGUCACCCCAAUUUUUUUUUUUUUUUACUUAAUGUCUUGAUGUUUACAAAUGAAAAGAGAAUUAAGUUUAUAUAGGAUGGCUACUUAAUAGUAUCUUUCUUUAACUAAUGGUGGCAAUAGAUAAGUUCUAUAAUUGUGUGAAAAGUUUUUUAAAAAAUUAAAUAUUUUGAUGCUUGUCCCCAAAAAAACAUACGGAGCCAUGCUAUUAUUUUAACCAAAAUUAGAUUAAUUUAAUAACUUCAUACUAUUUAUCCAUCCUUACUAUAUUUUUGAAGUGCACAACACCAAUAGUUUUUCCUUUAAAUUUAUUGUUUAAGAUAAUCUGAUAUCCUAAAAGUCAAUAAAAAGUUAUUGUAAUGUUAAUUUUAUUUGAAUAGAAAAGUAUUUUGCAUAAGUAGUGAAUAUUUUGUGCUUAUAACAUAAAUAUCAACAGAAUCGUGAAUUAACUGCUGUUUAUGUUAUUGUUCCAACCUUUUAAGAAGUACACUUAUGGAACAAAAAUAAGAUUCGUAAUUCUUUUGAAUAGGUUAAUUACAAUAUAAGAAUAUUUUGAUUGAAUUUUCAAAGUCAUUACACAAGUUAUAAAAAAACAAGAAAUGCCUUCAAUAUUUCCCCACAGAAUUGAUGUCAGAAUGUCUUUCCCUCCUCCUCCUGACAUUCCUGGAAUACUGGGUCAAUAAUUCAUUGAGAUGUCUGUCCAAAGCAAUAAUUCCCAAGUGAGAGAAUAACCUUCAGUAUGUAUUAUGUUAAUAUUUUUUGAAGUUAUUUUUGUAAAAUUUGGCCUGUUGCAAUAAACUAUAAAAAUAAUUGUUGUCACAAUUAUUUAAAUUUGCUUUCUGAAAAAUUAGCAAUAUUUUAUAUUAGUAAGCUUCUUAAUUGGUUCAAAGGCAGGUUAUUGUGAUUGACAUUUAUUAUCUUAAAGUAUUAUGUCUCUAUUCUAUUAUACUGUUUAUUUUCUAUAUAAUGUAUCUUUGAAACUUACAAAUGUAUAUAUAGUAUAAUAUUAAUGAGGCCCUGCACAAGACCUCUGCACCAGGUCCCACUUUUUUUACCAGCCCUGUUACAAUGAAUUUAAUAUAAAUACCUGUAACUUUUACUAAGGGCAUCUUUUAUUCAAUGCCCUGCCUAUAAUGUUUGAUAAAAUCAGACUAGAAUAUAUACUAAUUUAGACCUACAGGUAAAUUGAUGACAUGGCUUAAACAAACUUUCGAAAUAUUAAUCCAUGUGCAAAAAUAUUUUGUUUCCCUUGCCUUGUAACUGAACUCUAUGGGAGCAUGCUAACUAGAUUUUUUGUGUAAUGUUUCUAAUUUUGUGAUAAAGAAGUGCAACUGAAUUGUAUUGGAUGCUAUGCAAACAUUUAAAGUUGACCUGUUAUUUAAAAUACUUAUAUACUGAUGAUGAUUUUCAUCUUCAUACUUUGUACAAAACAAAUUGUGAUAGAAAAUGCAUUUCUUAACUUCGGUUUUAUAUUUAUUUUCUUGAUUUUAUGCUUCCUUGAUUUAUGUACUAUUCUUGUUUAAUAAUUUAUGUAAUGACUUUUAGUGACAUAAUUAAGAAUAUUUUAUGAAUUCAAAUUCAGUCAUUAUCAGCUCAACAUUGUAUUUAGUUUUCUGUUGUUACUAAUAAAAAAUGCUAAAUUGCG